Molecule: messenger RNA, 978 nt
Organism: Ixodes scapularis (black-legged tick)
Lineage: Eukaryota; Metazoa; Arthropoda; Arachnida; Ixodida; Ixodidae
Product: putative nuclease HARBI1
Exons: 3
Coding region: 1-978 (325 amino acids)
Source: RefSeq, a predicted model, not a curated record
AUGAUCCGUUACGCCAGCUAUACGUGCGGAUUCAAACAUAAAGUUUUGGAGCACGCCAUUGAACAUGGCAACCGCGCAGCCGCAAGACAUUUUGGCGUCGACGAAGUGCGCGUCCGGUUUGUGGCCAACAAGUCUUCGAUGCGGGAGUGUGCUUUGCUCUUCAACAUGGCAGACUCAACAGUGUUGGCCGUGAUAGACAGGGUGCUGGACUUUCUCUGCAGCAUUGCUCCAGACAUAAUAUGCUUUGCUGCUGACAAAGGUGCCCUGGCCAACGACUUCAAAAAACGUGCAGGCUUCCCCAACGUGAUUGGAUGCGUCGACGGCACUUACAUACCCACACGAUGUCCAAAUAACAAGACAAGAUCAACCUACAUAAACAGGCAUGAUCAAGUCUCCAUCACAAUGCAAGGGAUAUGCAACGCGAAGGGGAGGUUUCAGGAUGUACUUACAGGACCACCCAACAAAGUGCAUGAUGCUCGUGUCCUCAGGCUGUCGGUCGUGCAGCAGGAUUUGACCGCCAUUUGUGCAGUUAACAAAUACCACCUAUUAGGAGAUGCAGCUUACCCCAUCAGAGAGCACUUGCUGACACCCUUCAAAAAUUAUGGAACCAUGACGAAAGCUAAAGUCGAAUACAACCAAAGACAUGCUUCAACAAGGGUGGUGAUCGAAAAUAUUUUCGGUAUGUUGAAGCAGAGGUUUCGGCAGCUGCGGUAUGUGGAAUUCACGACAGUCGACAAGAUUACCCGGCUCAUCAUAGGGUGCUGUGUCUUACACAACAUUUGCAUGGAUGCUGGUGACAUGAGUGUUAAAGACAUCCUGACUGGUGAAGAGAGAAGAGAACGAAGGGAAGACAUUGCCCUUCAUGCCAGGAAAAGUCGAGCGGAGCUGGAGGUAGUUCGGCAGCCAAAGACUGCACGUGACAACGUACUCCGCCAGCUCGGCGAAACAAAGAGGAACACCAUAGCACAGCUGUUCUGA